CAUUUUGAAACACGAAGGGGUGUUGGCGUUUUGGAAAGGUCUCACGCCGUACUAUUUCCGAAUAGGUCCCCACACCGUUCUGACGUUCCUUUUCUUGGAACAGUUUAACGCGGCUUACAGAAAAUAUGCCGCGUAGUGAUCCCGAAAUCGAGCAGGUCCUUGAGGAAAGUGGUCCCGAAUACCUAUUCGAAGAUCCUCAGCGAGUACUUCUCCCGUCAGGCCUGGAGGCGAUUGAGUGGAAAAGAUGUUCGGAGGCCUUUCGAGGGGCGACGUUCGUGGUUUAUGUGAAUCGCCAAACUUAUCCGGACUUACUCGCUGCCAAUCGCCAUUUGCUCCGAAGCGAAUUCUAUAGAACCUUCAUCGCCGCCCUCUAUUACUUGCCGUACUUGGACAAGCUUUGGAGGCCUUGGUAUCACGUCUACUCCAACUGCAAGGUUGCCAAGAGCCAACAGGAGCACAGGCCGACGUACAAUGCGAUAGGCAAGUACGUGGUGCGCGCGCACUGGAUGGGAACCUGGAGGAAACUCUACGUAGAUGACACGGUCCCGUUGGAUAAACGCCGUAGAAUAUUGCUGCCAGUGCUACAGGACCAAGGUGCGUCGAGUAAGCCUCCGGACAAAUGGACGUUCGAACUUUGGCCGGUACUGCUCUGCAAGGCGCUUCUGAAAUUGGCUUCACUGACUCUGUUCGACAACUUCAACGUGGUGCAGUGUCUGACCGGAUGGAUACCGCAAACGAUUAAGGCCAAGGACUUGUCUUCUACGGAACUAUGGCAGCUUCUAAUGAACAACGUCGAAGAAUACCGAUGGGGUCAAUGCAACAACGUGCCGCGUUACGUCUUUGUCCGUUGCGACGAACAUCAACGUUUCAGUGACGCUGGAGGUCCUUACUAUAUCUUGGCGAGUCAAGUACGAACCGUUCCGUUGACGAAGCCCCAGCCGAGACCGGAAAUCGAAUUGUGGAAAACGUAUCGCUACGAGAAAUGGGCCAUGGAAAAGGGCAUUCUGCCGCCGGACGUCACCAAAUUAAACAUACAAUCGUUAAAGAUCGUUGAUUGUUUCGCCCGAAACCGCUUGCAGCCAGAGUCGCAAACACACUCCUAUCAGAAAUUACAAAAUGGGGACCAAUUGCAACCCGAUCCAUCCACGUGGAUAGAUUUCCACAACUUAGAUGUCCGUAUCGAUCAUUUGGUCGUGUACUUUGAGCCGCGUUUUUUUGCCUCCAAAUACAAAGUGUCCGACAUCAACUUCUCAUCCAAGAGCAGCGAUUUUCAAUAUUUACUCCACGACCACCGUUUUAAACCGGUUUACGUAUUUACCGACUCUACGGAUCUAAAGUUCUUGAUGUUGAACUUGGAGCAAGCUGGCAACUUAACAGUGUUAGAACCACAACCACGUCACGUCCAAGAAGAACAGUCCGAACUGUCCCUACAAGUUCACGCAGAACCACGAGAUAUGUGUAUCGAAAUUUUGAUGACUAAAACCUCUUCGCCACGACAGAGCACUCCUGCGAGCAGCAUUGCGCAAGCUAGUGAGGAAGGAUUAAACUCGGCGAAAUGCCAAGCGAACCCGAUCAGUUGUUUGUUAGAAGAGUACGACUGGCAAUCCAAAGGAUUCGGUACGAUACGCGCAAGGCUUAGAACUGUGGGUUCCAAGAGUUUAGGGGUGACGCUUGAGCCCGGCAGAAAGUCGUUCAGGAUGUGGGUAGCUUCCCGCGACUCGUAUGUCCUGCAGGUUUUCAGCGACAAGCCGCUCCGGAUCGGGACGCUGCACGGUCACCUCCAGGCGUGCGCUCAAGAAUCCGAACGGAUCAUAGAUUUCGCCAGACUGGUGUCCGCCAGUUUCUGGCGAUUGGUUCAGUCUUUUGGUUCGCCGGACCACGCGGCCAGCCUUAGGCAAUUUUUCGACUCUUACACACCUAAGACGGACAUCGCCAGACUAGAGUUGAUUCAAAUCCGGGACGCGUUAGUCGACGAACUGUUCGAGACAUUAACCGAGAUAGUGUCCGUAGAUCAUUUGAGGUUGUUGCUCAUCCGAAUCAAAACCUUUGACGGCAGGCGGGUUCGAUGUGGUGACCACAUUGAUCCCACGCUACUGAUAACCGACGUUCAAAUCGGGUACGCACGAAAAAUGGAAGAAGCCGCUGCAAAGUUGCAGUCUUACUUUAAAGGAGUCUACGUGAGACGUCGCGUUAUGCUAAUCAGAGGGCGUCACAAGGAGUAUUCGGCGGUAGCCGAACAGCUGAGGAAGACGUUUUCGUCUGUAAACCUCGACAUCUGGAUCCGGAUCGUUAGAUCGUUCUCGGAAAAAAUGGCGAGAAAUAAAUUAACGCGGCACUUUGACGUAGUCGAAGACCUGGACCACGUGCUGGACGUUAAAGAGUUCAAAAUUGCGGAACAAGUCGGGGAAGAGGGCUGGGCGUCGAUAUGCCGAUACAGUCUCGACGUGAAUUCGGUUCAACCGGUAACAAUCAACCUGUUCACCAAUCUUCCACGUUCAUGCGUCAAAGUGUUUGAUAAUGAUCACCUCGUCGCGGUCGCGCGGUACAAUGUGGAAAUGUUCGGAACCAACGUCAACGGUUACACCGUCCUCGGUUACGGACGAUGCGAAGGAGUCCAGACGAUGAACGCCACGUUGGUGGUGGCGGCGACGAAAAAAGCGGCGCGUCGCGCCACCGUGGCGGUACGCGACACUAAUCCCGUCUCCGUUCACUUCCGGGGCAAUUAUAUCCCCAAUUGGGAGGGACUCGUGUGCAGGUAUCGCGUGGAGAGCGAGUCGAGUUGCCUACUCACUGUCCACUUGGACACCUGCAGUAACGACGUGCCGGAAAUAAGGUUGCGAUUUCGCGACGCAGAGGGCGCGGUUAUCGGCGAACGCGCGGGAGCAGGCGCGGCAUUGUUGUCGCUCGUGGCAUGCUCGACGUCGGGGAAAUACGUCAUUGAAGCGAACGUGGUGGGGGAAAGUUGGAGCCUGACAGAGGACGAGUGGAGGAAUGUUAGCGAACGCAGAGUGGACGCGAAGAAACCGACAACGGAAGGUAGAAAACCAGAUAAGCUAGAAAGGCCGUAUUACGUUCUGACUAUCGUUUACGGGUCAGGGGACCGUUUGCGGUUUGAGGAUGAUCGAAGCAAGAUCGCGACCAGGCACGGCAUGAAGAAAGAAUGGUACGAGAACGAGCCGGACCGAUACGAGCGCGGGAUGCGGUCGAGGGACGCGUACUUAAAGGGGCAUGCCCGCGAAAGCGACGAAGCGGAAAAACGAAUCGGCAAACUCAGGGAGAUAAAUUACGAAGCGGCCGACGUUGACCGAAUUCGGGAAGAAAUGAAUCGUUGGGAACGCGAAGAAAAAGAGCAAUUCGAAGCUGUCACGCAUUGGUUUUCAGCUAUACGAAACGAGUCGGCGGCCAUGUUGGAACAGUCCCGAGUUUUGAUCGAUCGCUACGGGAACACGACCGAGUCUCUAGCGAAGAAAAAAAGAGACAACGGGAAAAAAACAAAAAGAUUGUAAACAAUGUCUGCGGUCUAAAUAAAACGGUAAAGAAGUGAGAAAGACGUUUGAAAAAUUAUUUUAUGUUAUUAUUAGAAAAUAUAGGCGCGCGCUAAGCUA
Molecule: messenger RNA, 3605 nt
Organism: Cylas formicarius (sweet potato weevil)
Lineage: Eukaryota; Metazoa; Arthropoda; Insecta; Coleoptera; Brentidae
Product: mitochondrial 2-oxoglutarate/malate carrier protein-like
Exons: 12
Coding region: 126-3506 (1126 amino acids)
Biological process (GO): thiosulfate transport; phosphate ion transmembrane transport; oxaloacetate transport
Molecular function (GO): thiosulfate transmembrane transporter activity; calcium-dependent cysteine-type endopeptidase activity; succinate transmembrane transporter activity
Source: RefSeq, a predicted model, not a curated record